Molecule: messenger RNA, 5197 nt
Organism: Spodoptera exigua (beet armyworm)
Lineage: Eukaryota; Metazoa; Arthropoda; Insecta; Lepidoptera; Noctuidae
Source: the annotation of a GenBank genome assembly
GAUUGUUGUCGGACAAAAUGACGUUUUGCAAGUCUCAAUAAAAACGAAUAAUUUUCAAGUGCACCUCUGUGUUAAAACUAAGCAGUGAAUUUAAAUGGCAACGCAAUAAAUCUAUAAAUAAAAUAUUUACGUAAAACGAUGUGUGACGUGUUCAUGCUCAAAUUGUUAACCGUAGCAAUAAACUGUACUCGUAUGUAAAAUUGUAAAACAUGGAUGAGCGGAAAGUCGCCGACUACUUUGUUAUCGCUGGUUUACCGGAGAAACCGGAAUUACUUGAUGAUUGCGACUCUGGACAUCUCAAGGGAUACAGUACAAAAGCACCAAUUACUGACAUUGGUAUAAUAUUCCCUGGCCUUGAAGAGACUGUCCCAAAUGGCUUCGAAGUGCUAGAAACGACACCAACAGGUUUGCCAGCAGACUUAAACCAUGGGUCCAUGCGGUCACCAGAAUGUUACCUCUGCGUACGAAGGGGCAGGGAUCGACCGCCUCUUGUCGAUAUCGGAGUCAUGUACGACGGUAAAGAGCGACUUAUGGCUGACGCAGAAAUGGUCCUCGUCUCAGCUGGUGGUCGAUUGGCCAAUGUCAACAACUCCACAGCUAAAACCUUCAUAACGUACAGGCGAGCGCAUCCAGGAGCACCAUGUAAUGCUCUUGUGGUCGUCGAUGUGUGUGUGAUAGUCGCCAGCAAGGGGGAAUGUCCGCCACACGCAUUUUGUAUGAUCCCUAAGAAUUUGAAUAAAGGUUUAAUGGGCAGUGAUGUGUUUCUCUGCUACAAGAAGUCAAUGAACCGUCCACCACUAAUUGCCUACAAACCCGAUGUGCUCUUCAGGUAUCCAACGGUAGAGCGACGUAACUUAGUAUUUCCUACUUCAGUGCCACUUUUCUGUCUGCCAAUGGGAGCGACCCUAGAACUAUGGCCUAACAAUGCGGCGAUGCCUAAACCAGUAUUCUCUACUUUUGUACUCACUGUUGCGGACGCUACUUAUAAGGUUUACGGAUCUGCCGUGACGUUCUACGAGAAGUACCCAUACACACAGCUAACUGAAGAACAAAUGGAACUGUUAGGAUGGCGGGAAGGAGUCUCACAUAGCACGCACUCUGUGUAUGCUAUCAAGUGCAUAUGCUUACUGUCUCGGUGGCCCUUCAGCGAUACUUUCGAAAGAUGGCUGCUUUACAUACUGGAAAUGUCAUGGAGUAAAGAACCUUUAAACAUACCUAUAGAGAGGUAUAUAACACAUUUGCUAGAAGAAGUGCCCUUCCCCGAACCAAGAAUAUUGUUACAAUUGUCUCCAACGAAUCAGCACGACCGAGUUAUAGUGACACGUCGCGACGACCAGCCACUCGUGCGCAGCGGGGCCAGUUUCAGACAGUUACUGCUUAACUUAGGUCCAGACAACUGUUUACUUGUCCUAGCUCUAGCUAUCACCGAACAAAAAGUACUUAUACAUUCGCUCAGGCCCGAUACUUUAACAGCAGUCUCAGAAGCCGUCUCAAGUCUUUUAUUUCCGUUCAAAUGGCAAUGUCCAUACAUCCCAUUAUGUCCAUUAGGUUUAGCAGAAGUAUUACACGCUCCUUUGCCGUACCUUAUCGGAGUGGACUCGAGAUUUUUUGAUCUGUUCGAACCCCCACCAGAUGUCACGUGUGUUGAUUUAGACACUAACAAUAUUACAAUAUGCGAAUCACAAAGGCAUAUAUCUCUGAAACUUCUACCCAAGCGACAAGCGAGAGCUCUUAGACAAACAUUAGACUUACUUUACGGAAAUAUUAGACCAGCAUCACCAGUCCACCAUUCUACUGAAGGUAAAUAUAAUGGGGAGCCAACAACAAGCUUAGACAGGGAUUUCCAAAAGAGGAAAAAAGAGCAAGCGUUAGAGUUGAAAAUCCAGGAAGCUUUUCUUCGAUUCAUGGCGGUGACUCUGCAAGGGUACCGCAACUAUCUCAUUCCUAUAACGAAAGCGCCUACAGUCGGUACUACCGACCCACAUGCUCUGUUUCAUAUGGACGCCUUCCUACGGUCGAGGGACAAGACCCACCAACGUUUCUACAGCCUAAUGAUGCGAACGCAAAUGUUCACUCGUUUCAUAGAGGAACGUUCGUUCGUGUACGAGCCUGACCAGGGGCUCACAUUCUUCGACGAGUGUAUAGAAAGGGUCGCCGCAGGAGACGAGCAGUUGUUAGGGAUGGAUACUAGUAAUGCGUCUGAGAGAACCGCUUUUGUUCUACCGCCUGACCCUCCUGAUCCCGAGGCACGCUAUUCGUACUCUCGGUUUGAGCUGGACCCGGCCGUGAUGUCAGGCUGCAGUGGGCGAGCUAGGGGCGCAGCCCUGGGUGCUCUGCCCCCCGCCGCACUGCACUCGGCGGAGUCGCUCACAGACGCUGAGCCUAUGGCAAGACGUACUAAGCAUGAGAUAGCAGCUGCACAGAGAUUGGCCCGUAAAGCGAGUUUAUCAGCGGAGGCUUGGGCGAAAUGUUUGCUUGGCGCAUGCUACUCUCUAUACUUCCUUUCGCUGCCAUGUCGAAUGAUGCUGAAUAGGGGACGGGAACAUUCCACUUUGAGAGCUGCGUUCGAAUUGUUAGAACGAGCUACCAAAUUAAAAGUUCCCUGUGAUGAGGUAUGUUACCGCGUGAUGAUGCAGCUAUGCGGCGUGCAGUCGCUGCCGGUGCUGGCGGUGCAGCUGCUGUUCCUGAUGAAGCGCGCCGGCCUGCAGCCCAACGCGCUCACCUACGGGUACUACAACCGAUGCGUGCUCGAGGCCACCUGGCCACAGGACAUGCCCAGUGGCGCUCAGUUAUUAUGGAACAAGCUUCGUAUCGCUGUUGUCGGCGCAGCGUUGUUUAGAAAAGCUGGUGCCCAGAGAGCAAGUCGGAACACCCUCAACUCUACGUCGGCUGGCAGUAGCAGUACCUUGCCCCGCGUAAGGUCUGCGGCGGCAGUGGGUGAGGGCGGAGAGUUGGCGGGACUAGCCAACAUGGCUGCCUGUGAACCUGCUCACAGCCGGACCAGCUUGGACUCCGCAUGUGACCGCGAGGCGGAGGCCCGUUCCUCAGCAUUCGAGGCGUUAGUGCGGCGCGGGAACAUUGUACGCGCCGCCACCUCACGUACUCAUGCACACGCAAUGUCCGCCGCCGCGGGGAUACUCAUCUCUGGUGUUCCAUCGAACCCGGAUUUGAGUGAAGCAUCGAGACCAAGGAGUAAUUCAUUAAAUAACGAAGAGUCAUCUACACCCAUCCCCAUACCAGAGAAACGACAGACAAUACAUGUAAGUCCGGACAGUCCGUCCGACUUAAGAAUCCUCACGCGGUCAGAAAGCUUCGCGGGAGACGCACAGAUCGUGCAACAAAUACAGAGGCUAGCGUUCCCUAAUGUAACAACACCCAAUACAAAGUCUCGGUGUUCCCGGACGCUCAGUUUUCCCGAAGAGCCAGAGAAGGAAGCCGCAGCCACUGACCUGCCGGAUGCCAAGACUUCACCACUGAAAGUAUCAGCCCGCACUCCAGUCCUUAGCGACGACCCCCUAGGCGCGCUGAGUCAGCCGGAGGUCCCUGCAGAGCCCCCCGCGGUGGCUCCCUGUGAGGAGGAGCCCGCGCUACCGAAGCACGAGCUGAGCGUCAGCCCCAAGUUGUUCCAUCGCCGCAGUAACUCCUUCCAAGACGAUCCUGCGCCAGACCAUACAGGGAAACUGCAUAGAAGUGAGACGGCGCCCGCUGGUACGGUCUCUUCAAGUCUCGUCAGCCUAGGAAACACGCUCAAGAUCAGCUUCGGACGCUAUUCGCCCGCCCGACUGUCGUUGCGCAAGGAAAACAUGAAACUUGGGAAGGCUAUGAUCGAGAAUUACUUCAGCCCAACGAGUAUAGCUGGAAAAAGGUCAAAUGAGUUAUUACAAAGUGGGCUAAGUAGUCUCAAGUCUGCUGCAACGAGUGUGGCGAAAAAGUUCGAUGAAAUGAAAGAGGUCAUAUCUGCCAAUUCUACUCCCGUGAAGGGCGCUUUCGGUAAUGCGACCAGCGCUCUUAACAGUCUGAUCGGAGAGGAAGAUUCUACUGAUGGAUCGUCCGAAAUUAAUCCUGAUGAAUGGGUUGCCGGCGUAGGGUUCAGACGGGCGUCGAGCGAUGCGGAGUUAGCCUGCUCUAUGGAGCGCGGCUCCCUCGCUACGCUAAUCUCGCACCUUCCCGACAACCUGUAUCCAGCAUUGAGUGAGCACACGACGUCAGAGAAUUCUUCAAUAGUGGUGCAUCUAUCGUCGUGCUCACAAUGCCACCAGUGCCUGGCGUUCCUAUACGAUGAGGAUAUCAUGGCGGGAUGGGCGGCAGACGACUCCAACCUUAAUACUAGGUGCAUCGCGUGCGGCAGGCAUACGGUGCCCUUAUUGUCCGUACAGAUAUUCCGUUCCGGCCAAACACAACCAGAAACGUUAAGUGUGCCUUAUUUAAAUCCUCUGGUGUUGAGGAAAGAAUUCGAGUCCAUUCUUGGUAGAGAAGGAGACUCAUGUUUAGCAGAUUCCGGUUUCGUGGAAUCGCAUCCAAUAGUGUAUUGGAACUUAGUGUGGUUCUUAGAACGAGCCAAUAUUGAGAACCAUCUCCCUGAUCUCUUGUGCCCGGACUUCCAGACGAAGUACCAGAGCACUGAUAUGCUCCAUGAUUCGGAGAAAAACGGUGGUUGUCGCGUGAUAUGCUUGUGGGAAGGGAAUACAGAGGGCGACACUGGCGGGGGCGUGGCCUUGCACCGCGCAUGGCGGGAGCGACGCAGGCAACACGCUCGUUCGAGGGCAUUGCAGGCGUUACUGCUUACUAGAGACCAGGAACAUGCGGGACAUACUGUGGCUCUGGCGGUUCUCAAUGGUUUGCUGAGCAACGACCUUACAGAUUCUCUAAGUAAACUAGCCGCUUGGCGGGAGAACACAUCCACCAAUAAACGAUACCAUUCCUUCUAUAGAGACAUCCUGUUCCUCGCGAUGGCAGCCCUCGGUGAGCACAACAUCGACCUCAUAGCGUUACAACGCGAAUACACACGAGCGCUCGAUCAGCUCGGAGGAGUAGCAAGACCCCAAGACCUCCCCCCUUCCCCCACCGCCGUCUGUUGCCGACACUACUUCAAACGACUACGAUUGAUCGUAGACGAAUAAACAAGUAUAUAAAGUACCUAAUACCGAGAUAAAAUACAUCGCUUAAGUUGCGCAAAAACUUAACUAACUCUGCCUCA